CUGAACUUCCUCUCACUGACGUCAGCCUCGCCGCUCCGGACACCGUGCUGAGAAAAAUGCUGCUCUCCGUACCGCCAAGGACGGGAAUCAACCCCUACAACGGAUACAACAGCAGAAACAGCAAAAAGCAAGCCUAUGUGUCCUCCAGCCACCAGAUGGCACUGUCCAGUCCCAACAGUAGCAGCGCAAGUAGUGCGGGAGGCGGGGAACAGCUGAGCAAAACAAACCUUUACAUCCGUGGACUCCAUCCUGGGACCACUGACCAAGACCUGGUCAAGCUCUGUCAACCGUAUGGAAAGAUUGUGUCCACCAAAGCUAUUCUGGACAAAACUACCAACAAGUGCAAAGGUUAUGGCUUUGUGGAUUUCGACAGUCCCGCAGCAGCACAGAAGGCCGUGACGGCGCUCAAGUCCAGUGGGGUUCAAGCUCAGAUGGCCAAGCAACAGGAACAGGAUCCUACCAACCUGUACAUCUCUAACCUGCCCGUGUCCAUGGACGAGCAGGAGCUGGAGGCCAUGCUCAAAUCCUUUGGCCAGGUUAUUUCCACACGUAUCUUGCGGGACGUUAACGGAACCAGCAGAGGCGUUGGCUUUGCAAGGAUGGAGUCCACAGAGAAGUGUGAAGCUAUCAUUCAGCAUUUUAAUGGAAAAUAUAUCAAAACCCCACCAGGAGUGCCAGUACCUACAGAACCGUUGUUGUGCAAGUUUGCUGAUGGAGGACAAAAGAAGCGACAGAACCAGGCAAAGUACCUACAGAACGGUCGACCCUGGCAUAGAGACGGUGAUACGGGAGGAAUGACGCUCACAUACGACCCAACAGCCUUACAGAAUGGGUUUUAUUCUUCUCCGUACAGCAUCGCUCCAAACAGAAUGAUCGCUCAGACCUCUCUGUCUCCAUACAUGCCCUCACAAGUACCGUCCUACCAGGUGCACAGCCCAUCCUGGAUGCAUCAUCAGUCGUACCUCAUGCAGCCCACUGGGACCGUUCUGACUCCAGCUAUGGAUCACCCGAUGUCCAUUCAGCCCACGUCUAUGAUCGGACCCCUGACCCAGCAGCUCGGUCACCUGUCGCUCGGCAGCGCUGGAACGUAUAUUCCUAAUACAGCUAUGCAAGGGACAUACAUCCCUCAGUACACCCCAGUGCCUCCCUCUAGUGUUACAUUAGAGGAAAACAGUGGACAACAGCAGCAGGUUUCCAUGGAGACGCCUUCGGAACACACUAAUUACUCCUAUCAACACAGCAAAUGAAGCUACGGUCCUCUGGAGGUGCUAUAUAUUGCUGUGGACAAUGGGAAUCUCUCGGGGAGAUUUACGGAUUACCACAGACAGAGAGUAGCAGAGGGGAUAAGGAUCACAAAAGGAACGUGUAUCUUUUGUAGAACAGAGA
Molecule: messenger RNA, 1386 nt
Organism: Megalobrama amblycephala (Wuchang bream)
Lineage: Eukaryota; Metazoa; Chordata; Actinopteri; Cypriniformes; Xenocyprididae
Gene: rbms2a
Product: RNA binding motif, single stranded interacting protein 2a
Cellular component (GO): ribonucleoprotein complex; nucleus; cytosol
Molecular function (GO): poly(U) RNA binding; poly(A) binding; mRNA 3'-UTR binding
Source: RefSeq, a predicted model, not a curated record